This is a messenger RNA of Homo sapiens (human), 3218 nucleotides long. It is a transcript of the gene ELF3, whose product is annotated as E74 like ETS transcription factor 3. Lineage: Eukaryota; Metazoa; Chordata; Mammalia; Primates; Hominidae. The transcript is spliced from 9 exons. Gene Ontology annotation, cellular component: cytoplasm; nucleus. The record is from RefSeq and is marked validated. Gene Ontology annotation, biological process: regulation of DNA-templated transcription; positive regulation of transcription by RNA polymerase II; regulation of transcription by RNA polymerase II. Gene Ontology annotation, molecular function: DNA-binding transcription factor activity; DNA binding; DNA-binding transcription activator activity, RNA polymerase II-specific. The coding region runs from base 243 to 1358 and encodes 371 amino acids.
AGGCUCUAUUUAGAGCCGGGUAGGGGAGCGCAGCGGCCAGAUACCUCAGCGCUACCUGGCGGAACUGGAUUUCUCUCCCGCCUGCCGGCCUGCCUGCCACAGCCGGACUCCGCCACUCCGGUAGGAUUCCCCGCCUGUCAUUCCCUAGCCCAGCUCUUGGGAAACUGCAGAGGGGUCCAGAGGAUUUGCAGUUCUGAACCUGCACACUCCAGUCUAGGAUCUCCGAGCAAGAGCGUAGCCUCAUGGCUGCAACCUGUGAGAUUAGCAACAUUUUUAGCAACUACUUCAGUGCGAUGUACAGCUCGGAGGACUCCACCCUGGCCUCUGUUCCCCCUGCUGCCACCUUUGGGGCCGAUGACUUGGUACUGACCCUGAGCAACCCCCAGAUGUCAUUGGAGGGUACAGAGAAGGCCAGCUGGUUGGGGGAACAGCCCCAGUUCUGGUCGAAGACGCAGGUUCUGGACUGGAUCAGCUACCAAGUGGAGAAGAACAAGUACGACGCAAGCGCCAUUGACUUCUCACGAUGUGACAUGGAUGGCGCCACCCUCUGCAAUUGUGCCCUUGAGGAGCUGCGUCUGGUCUUUGGGCCUCUGGGGGACCAACUCCAUGCCCAGCUGCGAGACCUCACUUCCAGCUCUUCUGAUGAGCUCAGUUGGAUCAUUGAGCUGCUGGAGAAGGAUGGCAUGGCCUUCCAGGAGGCCCUAGACCCAGGGCCCUUUGACCAGGGCAGCCCCUUUGCCCAGGAGCUGCUGGACGACGGUCAGCAAGCCAGCCCCUACCACCCCGGCAGCUGUGGCGCAGGAGCCCCCUCCCCUGGCAGCUCUGACGUCUCCACCGCAGGGACUGGUGCUUCUCGGAGCUCCCACUCCUCAGACUCCGGUGGAAGUGACGUGGACCUGGAUCCCACUGAUGGCAAGCUCUUCCCCAGCGAUGGUUUUCGUGACUGCAAGAAGGGGGAUCCCAAGCACGGGAAGCGGAAACGAGGCCGGCCCCGAAAGCUGAGCAAAGAGUACUGGGACUGUCUCGAGGGCAAGAAGAGCAAGCACGCGCCCAGAGGCACCCACCUGUGGGAGUUCAUCCGGGACAUCCUCAUCCACCCGGAGCUCAACGAGGGCCUCAUGAAGUGGGAGAAUCGGCAUGAAGGCGUCUUCAAGUUCCUGCGCUCCGAGGCUGUGGCCCAACUAUGGGGCCAAAAGAAAAAGAACAGCAACAUGACCUACGAGAAGCUGAGCCGGGCCAUGAGGUACUACUACAAACGGGAGAUCCUGGAACGGGUGGAUGGCCGGCGACUCGUCUACAAGUUUGGCAAAAACUCAAGCGGCUGGAAGGAGGAAGAGGUUCUCCAGAGUCGGAACUGAGGGUUGGAACUAUACCCGGGACCAAACUCACGGACCACUCGAGGCCUGCAAACCUUCCUGGGAGGACAGGCAGGCCAGAUGGCCCCUCCACUGGGGAAUGCUCCCAGCUGUGCUGUGGAGAGAAGCUGAUGUUUUGGUGUAUUGUCAGCCAUCGUCCUGGGACUCGGAGACUAUGGCCUCGCCUCCCCACCCUCCUCUUGGAAUUACAAGCCCUGGGGUUUGAAGCUGACUUUAUAGCUGCAAGUGUAUCUCCUUUUAUCUGGUGCCUCCUCAAACCCAGUCUCAGACACUAAAUGCAGACAACACCUUCCUCCUGCAGACACCUGGACUGAGCCAAGGAGGCCUGGGGAGGCCCUAGGGGAGCACCGUGAUGGAGAGGACAGAGCAGGGGCUCCAGCACCUUCUUUCUGGACUGGCGUUCACCUCCCUGCUCAGUGCUUGGGCUCCACGGGCAGGGGUCAGAGCACUCCCUAAUUUAUGUGCUAUAUAAAUAUGUCAGAUGUACAUAGAGAUCUAUUUUUUCUAAAACAUUCCCCUCCCCACUCCUCUCCCACAGAGUGCUGGACUGUUCCAGGCCCUCCAGUGGGCUGAUGCUGGGACCCUUAGGAUGGGGCUCCCAGCUCCUUUCUCCUGUGAAUGGAGGCAGAGACCUCCAAUAAAGUGCCUUCUGGGCUUUUUCUAACCUUUGUCUUAGCUACCUGUGUACUGAAAUUUGGGCCUUUGGAUCGAAUAUGGUCAAGAGGUUGGAGGGGAGGAAAAUGAAGGUCUACCAGGCUGAGGGUGAGGGCAAAGGCUGACGAAGAGGGGAGUUACAGAUUUCCUGUAGCAGGUGUGGGCUUACAGACACAUGGACUGGGCUGGGAGGCGAGCAAAGGAAGCAGCUGAGACUGUUGGAGAACGCUUACAAGACUUCAUGCAAGCAAGGACAUGAACUCAGAACACUGAGGUCAGAAGCAUCCUGCUGUCAUGACACCGCUCGAGUGACCUUGACCUUGACCAAGUCUGUCCUGUUUAGGACUGAUUUUUCCUAUUAGGCUAGGGUUUGGACCUGAUGUUCUCAAGAUGUCUAGAAUUGCAUGGCUGGCCUUGUGGAAUAGAUGGUUUUGCAUUCCAGCCAAGUGUGCUGUAAACUGUAUAUCUGUAAUAUGAAUCCCAGCUUUUGAGUCUGACAAAAUCAGAGUUAGGAUCUUGUAAAGGAAAAAAAAAAAAAAACAAAACAAAAUGGAGAUGAGUACUUGCUGAGAAAGAAUGAGGGAAGGAGUUGGCAUUUGUUGAAAGUGUAGUCUUUUUCUCUUUUUUUUUUAAUUGCAACUUUUACUUUAGAUUUAGGAGGUCGUGCGCAGGUUUGUUACAUGGGUAUAUUGUGUGAUGCUGAGCUUGGGAUGCGAAUGAUCCUGUCACCCAGGUAGUGAGUAUAGCACCCAGUGAAACUGUAGUCUCAUGCCAGGCACUGUGCUAGCCCACUCUGGCUCAUUUAAUCCUCUCCUAAGAAGAGAGGAGACACAGCGUCCCCAUUUGACAGAUGCAGAAAGAGGUUCCACAGGUGUGCCUUGAUUCUGUCCUAAAACCGUUUCCCGGAAGCUUUUCCUGGUGUGGGCGCUUCUAACCUAAUCCUCAAUCGAUUCCAGAACUAUUACUCUGUUUCCACAGUGAUACUGUGUCUAGGUUUUAGGGAGGACAGUUCAUUGAUGUUACUUAAGAAUGCUUUCCAGGUGGAAAGUUCCUUAAGUUUGAGGCUUCAAAUUCCAUACAGCACAUUAAAAUCCCAUUCAUGAGUUUGAAAUACUGCUCUGUUGUCUUGGAAAUACCAAUCAGAUUGUUGGCUGAAGUGAUGUGGAUAAAGAAGGGAUCUUAGAAAAA